Molecule: messenger RNA, 2512 nt
Organism: Sinocyclocheilus rhinocerous
Lineage: Eukaryota; Metazoa; Chordata; Actinopteri; Cypriniformes; Cyprinidae
Product: transcriptional regulatory protein AlgP-like
Exons: 12
Coding region: 1-1422 (473 amino acids)
Biological process (GO): myelination
Source: RefSeq, a predicted model, not a curated record
AUGAAUGCACAGAAGAAGGCAGCAGAUGGACUGCUGGAGGAAUGCCGGAAGAACUGUCACUGUAUUGAGACUAGCAAAGAAGCAGCAGUAGAACAAAAGAGUGAAACCCCGCCAGCCCCUGUCACAAAUGAACCAAAACCACCAGAAAAAGAGGAGGUAGACAGCAGCAAAGCUAAUGGACCCGCACAUGUGGAAACGACCCCUGAGCAAAAAACAACACAAUCAACAGAUGCUGAACCACCCAAAAAAGCUGCAAAGCCCAGUGGAGAUGAGAUGUCCAACUUCCUUGGUAAAAUGUUCAAAAAGAAGAGCGAACCCGUGAAACCUGCAGCAGAAAACAACGAUUCAGUUGACGCACCGGUCAAAGCGGUGGAUCUGAAAAUCGACAUGCAGCCUGAUCCAGUGGACAUAAAGACCAGCACGGAGCCAGAGCCGGAGGCUGAAGCUCUCAAACCCAGUCCUGUGGAAGCUGCAGAAGAAAAUAACCCGUCAGAGGAGGUCAAAGCAGCAGAAAAGACAGUUAUGAACUUUUUCAAAACAUUUGUCACUCCGACCAAAACAAGCAAAGAAGCCAAAGCCACUCCUGAUGCUUCAAAAGAACAGUCACAGAAAGAGACCCCACCAGCACCAUCAACAAAUGAAGCACCCAAGGCACCUCCUCCUCCUCCCCCAGCGCCACCUAAGAUGGAAAGCAAAGCAGAGCCGGCGGUGAAGAAAGAGGACACGUCUGCAACAAAAGCAGCGGCAGCAGCUGCAACAAAAGCAGAGGGAUCUGCCAAGAGCAAAACUAAAGAUAGUGCAUUAAGCAAACUCUUCCGUUCAAAGGUGUUGCUAGGCAAGGUGGUGUCAAAAGUUCAGGCGGCGACAACCAGUGGAGCCAGAGCUAAGACGUCAGGAGUGCCUGUUGUGGUGGAAGAGAAAAAGCCGGUUGAGGUGCAGGUCGACGCGUCUAAGAGCAGCACUCUCGAGGCCGCAGCCAAACCUGAAGAACCUCCAGCACCAAAACCAGAGGAGAAGAAACUAGAGAAAAAAUCCACUUUUGGAAGCAGGUUCAAACCCAAGGUACUGCUCGGCCAGGUGAGCAGCAGGAUCCAGGCAGCGGCGUCCAGCGCUGCCUCCAGCAUCUCCCUCAUGUCUGCUGCAGCGGCAACAGAGCCCAAGAAGGAGACUCCAGCUGCACCUCCCGUGGCAGAAGCCGCUCCAGCCGUGAAGGUCAAAGAGGAGGCGAAACCCACCGCCCCCGCACCACAAGCGGCCCCGGACAACAAAUCAGCCGAAAGCUCAGAGAACGCCUCCCCCAACAUGCCCCGCAGGCUGGAGAAGAGGAACUCCCUCCAGCUGUUCUUCAAAAACCUGGGCCAAAAACGCCAUUCUGAUGCCGGAGUGCAAACGGACCCUGUGGCACCCGAGAAGGCCAAAUAAAACCCCACCUUUGUUUUGAUCGCUCAUCUGUGCCAAAACCAUUGGCAGCCAUGCGCAUAAGAACAUAUUUACCAUAGUUGGGAGGUACUAUGCUGACUUGCAAGGCCCAAAUUUGAAGUAACUAUCAAAUAAUAAUCCCCAUGCAUUUAGUGAGAGCAGAAGCAAGUGUAAUGAUAUACCCCGUUAAGCAUGUGUUUUCGACUGGAGGGAGGAACUUGUGUUGUUUUCCUGCAGAGAACCGUGUCAGAGUUGCGUGGUGUGGCAUGAGAUGGAAAAGUGAAAGUGAAAAUGUAAUAUUGCAUUUAAGAUGAACUCCCUUUUCUGUGCAUGUUAAAAUGUAAAAUAUGUUAACUGUACUAACACUAUACUCGUAUCGCAUUGCAAUUCACAUGCAUUGUGCAUUAAAACCGUUGCAUUAAGAUGCCUUUUCACCGGGACAAAGCAAACAAUAUGCAUGUUUACAUGUGAAAAGAAAUUAUUUAUGUAAUCAUACACUAUCUGAUUGUGAAAACAAUGACCCAUCGUCUGCUUAUUUCAAUCACUGAAACCUACAAAGCCAAUUGGAAUUCCACUUAAAGUGCAAAACUUCUGAAUCACUUUAAUAGACCCGUAGAAAUCAAAAUAGUUUGUUUAACAUAAUGUCAAUCAGAUUAAGCACCAUAUACCAACUUACUUGGUUAUUUAAGUUUUCAUUAAAAAAAAACUACUUUUUGUUUAUUAAUCAUAACUUACUAACUAAACCACAUUACAUUUAUUGUCUUUUUAUAUGCUUGGCCGUCCAGUUCUGACCAGGGGAGACUAAAAGAAAUUAAGCUAGUUAAAUGUUUUAUUUUCUUUCUUAUUUUCUGAGCGUAUCACUUAGAGCAGUAUGAAAUAAAUAUGUGGUAUACAAUUAUGCAAUAUACAAUGUACAUUCAACUCUCUGCCGCAGUCGCAUGUGUUUUAUGAGUUUCUUCCUAUUUUUCUCUACGUUUGUAAAGAGUAGAUGGGCCUAAUUCAGACUAUAUCCAUGAAUCUUUCUGUAUCUCCUUUGUUGCAUUUUUGUCUAUUUAACCAAUUUAUCAAAAUAAAAGAAUCAUUUCUCUCCUCU